AUGGCGAGAUACUCUGCUGGUACCGGUGAUUGUCCUGGCUCGCCUAAAUCUGUACGAAUCGUUGUUGUUGGUGACAAGGGCACUGGAAAAUCCAGCUUGAUUGUCGCUGCAGCCACCGAUUCCUUCCCUCCCAACGUCCCUCCUGUUCUGCCUGAUACCAAGUUACCUUUCGAAUUCUUCCCUGAUGGUAUACCCGUCACCAUUGUUGACACUUCCUCGAGGCCGGAAGAUAGGAAUAAUGUUGCUGAGGAAUUGAAGCACGCAGAUGCAGUGGUUUUGACAUAUGCCUGUGAUCGACCUGAGACUCUAGAACGUUUGAGUGCAUACUGGCUUCCAGAGCUGCGGGGAUUGGAGGUAAAAGUUCCUAUUAUAGUAGCAGGGUGUAAGCUUGACCUCAGAGAGGACAAUAACCAGGUCAGCCUCGAACAAGUGAUGUCACCUAUAAUGCAGCAGUUUCGGGAGAUUGAGACAUGUAUCGAGUGCUCUGCCCUAAAGCAACUCCAGGCACAAGAAGUUUUCUACUAUGCACAGAAAACUGUUCUUCACCCAACAGGACCUCUGUUCGAUCAAGAAUCCCAAGCAUUGAAGCCACGGUGUGUAAGGGCCUUGAAGCGUAUCUUUAUACUCUGUGACCAUGACAGAGAUGGUGCUCUUAGCGAGGCGGAGUUAAAUGAUUUUCAGGUCAAGUGCUUCCAUGCACCAUUGCAGCCUUCUGAAAUUGAAGGUGUUAAGAGGGUCGUGCAAGAAAAGUUGCCAGAAGGUGUGAAUGAAAGAGGACUGACCGUGACUGGCUUCCUGUUUUUACAUGCACUUUUUAUUGAGAAAGGGAGGCUUGAGACAACGUGGACUGUACUUAGGAAGUUUGGGUAUAACAAUGAUAUAAGACUUGCUGAUGAGUUGCUUCCGUCAUCAUUAUUCAAGCGAGCGCCCGAUCAGACUGUUGAGCUGACAACUGCGGCAAUCGAUUUCCUGAAAGGGAUGUAUAUGUCGUUUGAUGACGACGGGGAUAAUAAUCUGAGACCUCAAGAGAUUGAGGAUCUUUUUUCAACUGCACCUGAAAGUCCUUGGAAGGAAGCACCUUAUGAGGAUGCUGCGGAGAAAACUGCCCUUGGAGGACUAUCUUUUGAUGCUUUCCUUUCACUGUGGUCAUUGAUGACACUAUUAGAACCGGCACGGAGUGUGGAACAUUUGAUAUACAUUGGAUUCCCCGGUGAUCCAUCUUCUGCCAUUCGUGUUACUAGGAGAAGACGUUUAGAUCGCAAAAAGCAACAGUGUGAAAGAAAAGUUUUCCAGUGCUUUGUUUUUGGACCCAAUAACGCUGGAAAAUCUGCAUUGCUGAAUUGCUUUCUUGGAAGGUCAUAUGCUGAUAACCAUGGAUCAACUGCUGAUGAGCGCUAUGCAGUAAAUAUGGUCGAUGAAUCUGGGGGUGCAAAGAAAACUCUUGUCAUGAGGGAAAUUCCAGAAGAUGGGGUUAAAGGGCUAUUUUCAUCCAAGGAAUCCUUGGCUGCAUGUGACAUAGCUGUCUUUGUGUAUGACAGUUCUGAUGAGUCCUCAUGGAAGAGAGCGACUGAGUUGCUUGUAGAAGUUGCAACUCACGCUGAAGCUACUGGAUAUGAGGUUCCUUGCCUCAUGGUUUCAGCAAAAGAUGAUCUUGAAUCAUUUCCAAUUUCGAUACAAGAAUCUACCAGGGUAACACAAGAUAUGGGAAUAGAGCCUCCGGUAUCCAUCAGCUCCAAAUUGGGGGAUUUCAACAACUUAUUCCGCAAAAUCUUAACUGCAGCACAACAUCCUCAUCUGAGUAUUCCAGAGACCGAAGCAGGAAAAAGCCGCAAACAUUACAACAGGCUAAUCAACCGCUCUCUUAUGGCUGUUUCGAUUGGAGCUGCUGCUGUGGUCGUUGGGCUGGCUGUAUACCGUGUGUAUGCCACAAGAAAGAACGCUUCUUCCUGA
Molecule: messenger RNA, 1950 nt
Organism: Arabis nemorensis
Lineage: Eukaryota; Viridiplantae; Streptophyta; Magnoliopsida; Brassicales; Brassicaceae
Source: the annotation of a GenBank genome assembly